This is a messenger RNA of Durusdinium trenchii, 1604 nucleotides long. The record is from the annotation of a GenBank genome assembly. Lineage: Eukaryota; Dinophyceae; Suessiales; Symbiodiniaceae.
CAAUUACAGCUUUCCACCAAAGGGGCUGGCAGCUCAUAUUGCACUUAAUGUUGGAUUUGUCUGGUGAAGUAUGCGGCGAAGGUUGCUGGAAAAGCCUGCUGGUGCUCUUAGCGCACACAAGGGGCAGUGACCGGGAGCCAAAGAAGCUCCCAGGAACAAUCCAGCGGCCAAAAUCGAAAGCAGGCGAACGACCACGGCUUCCACUUGAAGUCGUCAAUGCAUUGGUUCAGCUGCAAUCGCUUCAGGAGGUUGCCCUGGAAGAGCUCGAGGGUGCAGUUGCACGGCUCAAGGCUGAAGCGCCUUCGACGGUCUCAGCACGUUCAUCUCGAUCCAAGUUCCAAAGAUCGUUUUCGGCGAUUGCCAAGCCCACAACAGAACCUGGGGGACAAGAUCACCUGGAAGACCUGUCAGCCAAACGGUCAUUGAGGAGGAGCUGGACUACUUCCAUGAGCCAGGCAGGCAAGCUAGUAUCAGCCAUACUCAGGCCGUUCGAGGAUGGCGACACGCCAGGAAACUCCACGGUCGUCAGCGCCGCUGCCAGUGAAGUGGCCAGCGAUUCUGACACACCGUCACUGAAGCCUUCCCCAAGGGACCGCGGUGCUGCGGCCCUCAUCGCUCUCAUCCAGCAUGGCUUCAUGUUCCUAACCUGCAUCCUUUCAAGCUUCAGAGAGCUGGUGAAUGAAAGCAAGGACAUUAAAGCCAAAUCCAAAGUUAGCCGGAUCACUUUUGAAGGGUCUGCACCGUUAGACACUCUUGAGAAACAAGAGAGUGAUAGCGAAGAGGAGGAAUUGCCACAGGGAAUCAGAAGACUGCGUGUCGGCAGCGAUGCUUCGUCCGUCGGGAGAAAAAGCGACACAUCAUCAGUCAAUUGGCGUGCAGAUGCUUUGGACGUUGGGGAAAAUUUGGCCGCUGAAGCAGCUGCCAAAAAGGGCCACACUUCCAUUGAUUCCAUCGUGGCCUUGGUGGAAGCAGAGCGGGAGAGAUGGGAUGAGGAGAAGCAGGCCCUUGAGGCGAAACUUGAAGAGUUGAAGGAUCACCUGCGCUCAAUGCAGGCCCAACUAAGUCCUGAUGCUGAGAAGCAGGCCUUGAAAGCGCAGUAUCAAGAGCUGCGCAAGGCAAUGAAAGCACGAAGUAGAUUUGGUGCCUGGGUUUGUGAAAGGCACAUGAUCGAAAGUGAUGAUGAGGAGCCAAAUGCCGAGAGAGAGGAGCUUCGCAACAAGAUCUCGGAACUCUCAACAAGGCUUCGGCAGGCUAAAGCCUCGCUUGGCGCUGCUUCCAGCGAAUCAGACGUGUCACCAAGCCGAAGGUCGCCUGGAAUCAUGCGACAUAAAAAAUAAUAUAUAAUAUAAAAUAUAUUAACAAUACAUCUAUAAAUAAUUUAAUUAUAUAUAUACAUAGGAUAAUUUACAAUAAUAAAUUCUACUAUUAUAUAUUUUUUAAUUAAUAAAUGGAUAUAAUUUUAUUGAUUUAACAUAUAUUAUAUAUAAAAUUAAAUAUAUUUGGAUUUAAAUACGAAAAUUUCGAUUUUUGGAAUAUAUUUUAUUGGAAGAUUUAUAUUUUAAAUUAGAUAUAAUUUAAAUUCGAUUUAAUUGUUUUAUUUGCAA